ACCUGUGUGCCAGGGUGAUGGAAGUCCGGCGCUUGCUGCUUCAUUUACUGAGCGGGCUGGUCGGCAGCGUCUGCGCCCAUCAGUCUCCCCGCAACUCGCUGAAGGGUGAUAAGCGUCCGGAUGCUGAAGAACUCGGCUCUGGUGAAGCAAUUUCGCCUGUCACUGCGGAUUUGUGAUGCAGCGUCCGGGAUGUGCUGUGUGAGCCGCUGAAGGACGCCUGCAGUUCGAGCCUCUUUGCUCCGCAUGUCGAUUGGAGCAGCCGGACAGCUAAAUAUUGUACAGGAACGUGGGGAGGAUCUUGCUGCUUUCAGGCUGUCAUCAAUGGACCCAGACCUUAUAAUCCAAAACCAGCUGGAUCCCGACUGGCCCUCCAGGCCAGUCUCACUGUUGCCUGACUCGGUCAGACCCUUGCCCCCCAGGGCCACCAGAAACCUGGGUUGGCCAACAGCCACACAUGCUGACCAUGAGUCCACUGCCACUAGCUGUACAACUCCACCCACUGAUCAUGUGACCUCACCUCCUGAGAUCAUAUGGCCUGAUCUGACAGUGCACACUUUGAGAGCACCAUUCUCUGUUCCAGUUAGGGCCACCUCUGCCCCUACACCAAACCUUUUUUAUGCCCCAGUUCCUAUACCAGUUAGGGAUACCCCUGCUCCAGUCCCUAUUCCAGUUAGGGCCACCUCUACCAUUGCCCCAGUCCCUAUUCCAGUUAGGGAUAGCCCUGCCCCAGUCCCUAUCCCAGUUAGGGACACCCCUGCCCCAGUUCCUAUUCCAGUUAGAAGUACCCCAGCUCCUGCCCCAGUCCAAAUUCCAGUUAUGGCCACCUCUAUGACUGCCCCAGCCCCUAUUCCAGUUAGGGCCACCUCUACCAUUGCCCCAGUCCCUAUUCCAGUUAGGGAUACCCCUGCCCCAGUCCCUAUCCCAGUUAGGGACACCCCUGCCCCAGUCCCAAUUCCAGUUAUGGCCACCUCUAUGACUGCCCCAGUCCCUAUUCCAGUAAGGGACACCCCUGCCCCAGUCCCUAUUUCAGUUUGGGACACCCCUGUCCCAGUCCCUAUUCCAGUUUGGGACACCCCUGCUCCCACCUCCAUCCCCAUCACAAUUAUGGACACUCCUGUCCCUGCCCUGGUCUGUAUUCCAGUUAGUGCCACCUCUACCUUUGUCCCAGUGUCUGUUCCAGUUAGGGAUACCCUAGCCCCAGUCACUUUUCCAGUUUGUAACACCCCUGCUCCCACCCCUGUUCCUAUUACAAUUAUGGACACCCCUGUCCCUGCCCCGAUCCUAAUUCCAGUAAGGGACACCCCUGCUCCUACCCCAGUCCCUAUUUCAGUUAUAGACACCCCUGCCCCAGUCCAUAUUCCAGUUAGGGACAUCCCUGCCCCAGUUCCUAUUCAAUUUAGGGACACCCCUGCUCCUACCCCAGUCCCUAUUUCAGUUAUAGACACCCCUGCCCCAGUCCCUAUCACAGUAAGGGACAUCCCUGCCCCACUCCAUAUUCCAGUUAGGGACACCCCUGCCCCACUCCAUAUUCCAGUUAGGGACACCCCUGCCCCACUCCAUAUUCCAGUUAGGGACACCCCUGCCCCAGUUCCUAUUCCAGUUAGGGACACCACUGUCCCUGCCCCAGUCCCUUUUUCAGUCAGGGCCACCCCUGCCCCUAUCCCUGUCCCUUUGCUGGCCGCACCUGCUUCUGUUCCAGUGCCUAUUCCAGUUAGGACAACUCCUGCCCCAGUCUCUAUUUCACUUAACGCCACCCCUGCUACUGUCCAUGCCCCAGUCUCUGUUCCCAUUAGGUAUGCCACUGCCACAGUCCCUCUUCCAAUUAAAGCUCCCCCUGCUCAAGUUUCUGUACCAGUUAGAGAUCCCUCUUCCACAGACCAGGUUCCAGUUAAAGCUCUGCCACUCCCAGACCCUGCUCCAGCCGGGGAUCCCCCCGCUCUAUUCACCGUUCCAUUUAUAGCCCCCCCAGCUCCUGUUCUAGUUAAGGAUCCCCCUGCCCCACUCCCUGUUCCAGGUAGGGUUACUCCUGCCUCAGUCCCUGUUUCAGUUAAAGCUUUCCCAUCCUCUGUCUCUUUUCCAGCUAAGGAUUCCUCCAACUCAGGCCCUUAUCCAGUUAGGGAUCUCCCUGCUUUACUCCCGGUUUCAGUUGAAGCUCUCUCAGUCAGAGUAAGCAAUCCCCCUUCCACAGUCCCUGUUCCAGUUAAAACUCCUCUAGUCCCAGUUUCAGUCAAGGAUCCUUCUGCCAUACUCCCAGUUACAGUUAAAGGUCCCCCUUCCUUAGUCAAUGUUCCAGUUAAAGGUCUCCCGCCCCCAGUCUCUGUUCUACCUAAAUCUCCCACCACCCCAUCCCUAGAUGCAGUUAGGCAUCCCCCUGCCCCAGUCCCUCUUCCACGUAGGGUUAACCCUGUCCAUGUUCCUCUACCAGUUAAGACUCCCCCUGCUCCCAGCUCUACUUCAAUUAAGGCCACCCCUGCCCCAGUCCCCAUUCCAGUUAGGGUUACACUUGCCCCCACCCCUGUCCCUAGUAGAGCCAUUGAUGCCCCUGUAUUUGCCUCAUCUUCCACCUCAUUGUCGGUGUUGGCCAGCCCCCAGUCAUGGGAAACCCAGUCUACAGGAGGGGCCACAGAGGCCCCACCUCAGAACAGCAAUACCGAGGACUUCAGGGUCUGCAUAGUCUCGUGGAAUGUGGGGUCAGCCGUUCCACCAGAUGAUGUUACCUCCUUGUUGGGACUGAAUACAACUGAUGUAAAGGCUGACAUGUAUAUCAUUGGCCUGCAGGAAAUGAACUCCAUGAUCAGCAAGCGGCUUAAAGAUGCUCUUUUCACUGAUCCGUGGACUGAGCUGUUCAUGGAGACCCUCAGUGGCAGUGGACACGUGCUGGUGACGUCCGAGCGGAUGCAGGGGGUCCUGCUUCUGGUGUUUGCUCAGUGCUGCCACCUGCCUUUCCUCAGGGGUGUACAGACUCAGACCACACGCACUGGCCUGGGGGGAUAUUGGGGGAACAAAGGAGGCGUAAGCGCACGGAUGGCACUGUUCGGGCAUUCCGUCUGCUUCCUGAACUGCCACCUGCCGGCACACAUGCGCAACCUCGAGCAGCGUGUUGAUGACUUCGAAAGCAUCCUGCAGCAACAGCAGUUCCAGGGCGGGGGGGGGAUGGGAGUCCUGGACCACGAUCUGGUGUUCUGGUUUGGGGACCUUAACUUUCGCAUUGAGGAUUACGACACACAUGUUGUGAAAAGUGCAAUAGAGAGCAGCAAGCUUCAAAUGCUCUGGGAGAAGGACCAGCUGAACAAGGCGAAGGCAUGUGAGGCAGUCCUGCAGGGCUUCCAGGAGGGACCCCUGAACUUUCCUCCCACUUACAAAUUUGAUGUGGGCACACACACCUACGACACCAGCACAAAGAAGCGCAAGCCGGCCUGGACGGACCGCGUGCUGUGGCGUCUACGGGCUGCCGGCUCACCUGGCCCAGCCCAGCCCCCCACGGUGCGGCGUGGCCUAACGUCAUGGCUGAGCCCCGGGCUGAGGGUCACGCAGCGCUGCUACCGCAGCCACAUGAGCUACACCUGUAGCGACCACAAGCCCGUGAGCGCCGUCUUCUCCCUGCAGUUUCCCUUUAAGAUGGAUGUCCCCCUAGUAACUCUCUCAGUCGAUAAGGAGUGGACCAAGGUGUCGGAUGCCUCUGUUAGCUUCCAGGUGGCCUCAUCUUUGUCGCGGAGCACAUGGGACUGGAUCGCACUCUACAAGGUAGGUUUCAGGCAUCCCAAAGACUACGCCUCUUACAUCUGGACCAGGCAGGAAGACUCUGACCAUCAGUCCCAUGAGCACAAGGUGACAUUUUCUGAGGAGGAUUUACCUAAGGGCUCCGGGGAUUACAUGCUGGGUUACUACAGCCACAACCUGAACAGCAUUGUGGGACUGACGCAGCCCUUUCAGAUCCAGCUUCCAUCUCAGAGCCCGGCAGUCAGCCGGAAGGGCAGUUCGGCCAGCAGCACGGAGGAUGACAGCACACUGGAGCUGCUGCCACCGCAGUCGCGCAGCCCAAGCCCCGCGACCUCCAAGGCGCGGCAGUCCAGCCGCAGCCGCAGCCCCGCCCUCCCCACACUGCAGGGCCUCAGCCUGCGGCCCCGCCCUCACUCCCGUGACACCGGGCCUCGCAGCCCCUCCCCACGUGCCACCACCGCCUGGAAGGAGCGGCUUCUUUCCCCUGAUAGCCCCACAGCGCCCCCUCUUGGGUGUUCCCGCUCCCACCCACCGGGUACCCCAGGCACCCCAGUUAUUGAGUAUGAGGAUCACAGUACCCCCAUGCCCGCACCCACCCCCGCGGAUCUGCACAUGGCACCAAAGGGUCACAGGAGGAUAAAGCACUGGUUACGGAGAGCCCAAAAGAAGGUGGUUUUAACAAGCUGAUAACACCACUCACGGAACCUGUUCUUUCAAGACCCACCAGUAGAGGGCGGUAUGCAACGAUAACAAUGAGACUUUUGUCCUGCGAAAUGGGUGUCCCGUUACGCCAUCACUGAUCAGUCUGAUUUCUGAUUGUGGUUUAAUCAAAUGUUCUGUGAGACUGAAACCAGCUGUGACGACAUGGAUUCGGCUACUGCACAAAUUCUGCUGAAUGAAAUAAUUAAAGCUCAGAGCUGAUCCGUUUAUAGGUUAAACGACUCCGCUAUACUAAA
Messenger RNA from Brienomyrus brachyistius, 4676 nucleotides. Its product is annotated as phosphatidylinositol 4,5-bisphosphate 5-phosphatase A-like. The transcript is spliced from 15 exons. Lineage: Eukaryota; Metazoa; Chordata; Actinopteri; Osteoglossiformes; Mormyridae. The record is from RefSeq and is a predicted model, not a curated record. Gene Ontology annotation, biological process: negative regulation of peptidyl-serine phosphorylation; phosphatidylinositol dephosphorylation. Gene Ontology annotation, molecular function: phosphatidylinositol-4,5-bisphosphate 5-phosphatase activity; phosphatidylinositol-3,4,5-trisphosphate 5-phosphatase activity. Gene Ontology annotation, cellular component: cytoplasm; plasma membrane; ruffle. Bases 244 to 4407 code for a protein of 1387 amino acids.